UAUUGCUGAAGCCUUCUUCGCAAGAUAUGAACUUCAGAGUAUAUGAAAAGAUUAAAGCGUACAUGGAUAACUCAUCCAUACAUGGUCUCAAGUACAUAACUCAAAGCGGCAGGCACUGGAGCGAACGAUUGUUUGGCGAACAUCACGAUCUAGAUCUGGAUACAUUUCUAAAAGAAAUAGUUUUCUUUGAUGGAAAUUGUUAUUCCUGUGAAGAGUUGUGUGGUAAUAACAUAAAUUGUACUGAAGAUCUGGCAACUCUAGUUGAAAAAGUGCGACAACCUUGCCAUACUCUUUUUUCUGACUGCUUAUGGAUGGGUCUGGUUAUAAAUUGCUGUGAGGCUUUUAAACCUUUAGUUACUGAGAUAGGCCUAUGUUAUUCUCUUAAAUCGAUUCAUGUUAUUGGGUCAAUCGAUUCCCAGAAAUUUAUUAUUAACAAGGAAAUUGGUCCUGGAAGACUUGAAUUCAAAGUUUCAAAAGAUGUUAUUGUAUAUAUGCAUACAACUGAAGAUGUACCUUUCAUCAAUACACCACAAGAAGCUAAACAUACAGUAAUAUUGGGAUCAAAUUUUAAAAUGAAAUUCACAGUUACCGAGAUCGUGAAUGAUUUGCUAUUGGACACAAUAUCUAUUGAACAAAGAAAGUGCAGAUUCCACUAUGAAAAUAAUUUGGAAGCAUACAAGCAUUAUAGUUAUUCAGGGUGUAUAGUGAAUUGUAGAGCUAAAGCACAAAUCAACUUUUGUCAAUGUUUGCAUCAUUUUAUGCCAAAAAUAAAAAUUAUUGGAUCUUUAAAAACAAUCGAUAGUAAUAAGCCUGGUCUUGUUUGCCCAUGCAUACCAAGUUGCACUGAACACGAUCAUCAUGUAAUUGAGACAAUUCUGGCACCAAAGUUGAAAAAACUAGUACUUAAAUCUAAUAAGAAAACAGGACCAGGAAAAUUGCGUUUCCAAGUUUAUGAAGCUGCAAAGCUUUUUAUUCAUUCUACCGAUGACGUUCCUUAUAUUAAUCACCCACUUGAAGAAAAAGCUGUAUUAAAUUGGGGAACAGUUUACAGUAUGUCUUUUCAGGUGAAUGAAAUUGAUAAUGAUCCAGCUUUGAGAGAUGUCUCAGUUGAGCAAAGAAAUUGCAGAUUUCCGCACGAAAAUAUUCUCGAUGUAUAUGACUACUAUAGUUAUUCAACUUGUGUUGUAAACUGUAGAACGAAAGCACAGAUUGAAUUCUGUAACUGUACUCAUCAUUUCAUACCCCACCAAGAAACAUUAAGAGCAUUGCGGACAGAAGAUAAUGAAAAAAAGGGACUUGUUUGCAAUUGUAUGUCUAGUUGUAUAGAACCAGAGUACACAAUUAUUAAUAAAGCACAAAUCACAAAUGAAGAAUCUCUAGACAAUGGUACAAAAGUAUCUGUAAUUAUGGAUACUCUUCCGUCACAGAGAUUUAAAAGAAAUGUAGUGAGGACGCGUCUCGACUUAGUUGUGAGCAUGGGAGGCACAGCUGGUCUUUUCCUUGGAGCCAGUUUGUUAAGUAUUGUUGAACUUCUUGUUUACAUUUUUUUCAGAGGAAAUACAAAAAAAGAAAUUCGAACCAAAUCAAUCACCUUGAUUAAUAAAAAAGCUUCUGCUCCUCGAAAUGUUUACACGAUUGCUAUACCUAAAAAAAUUAAUAUUACCAACAAUCAAAACAGACAUAUCAAAGGAUAUCUGAAAUCUAAAUAGAGAUGAAAUAAGUCUUUGAUAUUUUUUUUUUAUUUGUUUAGCAUUACAGACCUUUUAGAUCUUUUGUUACUUUAACAAGGCUGCUCCAUCUCUGCCUGUCUUGUGCUAUUUCUUUUCAGUUAUCUACACGCAGUUCUAUUACAUCUUUGUUGAUUUCAUCUACCCAUCGGCUGUAUUAGAUGUUAUUAGUGUAAACUAUGUUUGUGCAUUUUUAGGUAGCUUUGUCUCUUUUAUAAUCAAAUAUAACAUACCAAACAAAUCUAAAUUUAGUAAGUUGAAAGUAAGAAAAACAUCCUUCUUUUAACAGUCUCAUCUAUUUAUGAGUUUUUGGUGCUCUGCACCAUAUUCAUCUUUACAAUACUCGUUCCAUCUAUUUUUAGAUUUUGUUCUUAGUAUACAUUUUAUUAAUCAUUAACAAUAACUAAAUGUAAAAUUUUAAAAUUAUAUUUAAGCUUGAAAAAAAAAG
Molecule: messenger RNA, 2175 nt
Organism: Nezara viridula (southern green stink bug)
Lineage: Eukaryota; Metazoa; Arthropoda; Insecta; Hemiptera; Pentatomidae
Source: the annotation of a GenBank genome assembly